Sabethes cyaneus is the source of this 4439-nucleotide messenger RNA. RefSeq lists its product as uncharacterized. Gene Ontology annotation, cellular component: cytosol. NCBI's taxonomy places the organism in Eukaryota, Metazoa, Arthropoda, Insecta, Diptera, Culicidae. The record is from RefSeq and is a predicted model, not a curated record. Gene Ontology annotation, biological process: protein K63-linked deubiquitination. Gene Ontology annotation, molecular function: K63-linked deubiquitinase activity; cysteine-type deubiquitinase activity. The coding region runs from base 292 to 3435 and encodes 1047 amino acids. The transcript is spliced from 10 exons.
AGUGGAUUGUUUUUUUGCAUUGUGCAGUCAAGUGUGCAGUUUUUACAUCUUUUUGCGAAUGUGUUGCGAAACAAAGCAAUUUCAUCGUCUAAUAAUGGCAGUAGCACACAGAAGAACAUCAGUAUUCCUAAAGUAGAGAAAACAGGACCAAAGCUAACAAAUGGUCGUUUUUGUUUUUUCUGAUAUAACUACAACCAGAGCGUAUGUUUUUAAUUUAUAUUAAUACAGAAGAGGUUCCCAAAGAAACAAUUUCUUCGUUUACAUAAUUCGAUGUAACUGUUUAAUGAAAGUAUGACAGUUACCUUCGCUCUAAGUGUAAACCAAUUUCGAGCUAAACUGGUUUCAUUGGGUGAAAUAAAGUUCGAGGAAAACAAGGAUGAUAAUAAUGUUACCAUUGAACUCGGAACAACACUUCAGGUUGAGGAAUCGAUAUCUGGAAAAUUGGCAUUGGUACGCAUUAAGAACUAUUACAAUCCCGAAGAUAAAACGUACGAAAACCACCUGUUUCAAUGUCCCGUGUCCUCUUUACUGUGCGUUUCAAACCAAGCCUGGCCUUUCGUAAUUGCUAUCAUGGAUCCACAGGAACGAGUUGAUUUUGCAGGGCAGCCGAAGCGCGUAGCUAUGCUUGAGCACCUUUCAAAUGAUUUUAUAGUUAAGGUUUCUGGGCGUGCCUUUGGACGGAUGACAGAUGUAUAUGACUGCAUUAUACGAGCUAUUGGACCAGUUCCCGAAAUAGGACCAGGCUACUACUUGUGCAUGGAAUUACUGAAUUUGAACCAUGGUGAAUCUCCGCAAAAAGACAACAUUCCCUAUAUACAGAGGUAUGUAAGCACACCACCACACCUGGCCUUAAUUUUGGCUGCAAACUGGCUUAUUGUUAAUGACACUGAAUUUUCCACUACAUCAAAACAUUCCAAAAAGAACAUAAUCGAAGAUUUGAUCUGCGGUGCGAAAGACCAAAUAAAUUUACGAUUCAAUAAAAGUGGAAGCAAACGUAAUACCCAACAAUCAAAGACAUCCAACAGCUCUAAGGACGAUUGCUUGACGCGGUCUUUUACACCAGAACCAGUUAAUCGAUUAAAUUACCCGUCGCACACCGAGCGGGACUUCGUGGAAACAAGUCAGCGUAAGCGAAUGGCAGCCUCAAUUUCGAGUCCAAACCUAUCAAAACAGGAUAGUAGCAGCAGUACCGGUAGUUCCAGUCGUGUAAAUUACAGUCAUCCAACUGGAACAAUGAACGAAGAACUACGAAUUGGCGAUACCUUGACAGAGGACAGUUAUCGCUCGAGUAGAAACUCUCAAAACAGCUUGAACAAUAGUACAUUAAAACAUAUGAAAAAUCGUAACAAAUCCUCUAAACCAAGUACCAUUCUUAGUUUGGAAGAUCGCGAUAUAGUUGUAAUAGACAAGGCAGACAUAAAAGAAGCGACCAUUGGCGAAAGUGCUGUGAUAAUAGUGGAUCCACCGGCAAUAUUGCCAGAACAGGAACAUAAUGAAGUGGAUCUUAAGGACAUCUUGGGACAAGAUUGGCCAUCUUUGGCUGGUGGAGCGGCUGCUAUUCUAAAUAGCGAAAAGAAAACACCAACUGCUCCAAUCGGUGCGUUGGGCGCAGGAUACAGCAGUAGCAGCAGCAACAGCACCAGUAGCAAUCAGUAUCAUUCCAAAUUCGAGCGCAACAAAUCGCUGAAUCCAUUGAGUCACCUCGCAAAUUCAAAGCCAGAACUUAAUCGCCGAAAGGAGCCUAAAAUUAUGAUGGAUGCAGCGACAAUGGCAAAACCAAAUGAUGGAGCGAUUCCUGUUUAUGAUAAUAGCAACAAUAUACCUCACGCAGCCAGCUCAUCGUCUGCUUCAGACGCAUCUGAAGUAGUAACUUGCCAAUCAACUCUGAAAGAAGUUCCGGAUAAUCCCCUAUUGGAGUUAGGUUCCAUGGUCGAGAUAGAUCUGGAAAAAACUGAAUUAUACGGUGUCAUUCGUUGGAUUGGUCCGCUGCAUAGUCCCAGUGCAAGUAGCAGCAACACUCGUGUGAUGGUUGGUGUUGAACUGGAGGACGAACCGGACCAUGUAAACAUUGAGCUUUCUGAUGGGGUUUACAAUGGUAUCAGAUUAUUUAAAUGUCCUUCAAAUCGGGCAAUUUUCGUACAUCCCUCGCAAUGCAACCGGGACCGGCGUUUUCAAGAUUUUGGACCUACAUCACUGGCACCGCCCAAAGCUAUCGCUACCACGUCCCAACAGGAUAAUAAUAUGUUUGGUAAAGUUGAUUGUCCCGUAGUUCAAGGAUCAGUUGCUCCGUUGAAAAUACUUAAGACGGUAGAGUUAGAGGCUAUCUGCGGCAAAUUCAAAGGAAUUCAGGGUCAUCAUAAUUCGUGCUACUUGGAUGCUACCUUAUUUGCCAUGUUUACCUUUACUAGCGUGUUUGAUUCACUGUUGUUCCGACCUAAGGAACCUGAGGACAAUCCGCAAUAUGAAGAUGUUCAACGCGUGCUCCGAGAGGAGAUAGUGAACCCAUUACGAAAAAAUCAUUUUGUACGCGCGGAUCGUGUGAUGAAGUUGCGACAGCUGCUGGAUCAGCUUAGUUCGGUCACCGGACUAACUAGCGAGGAAAAGGAUCCGGAAGAAUUUCUUAACAGCUUGCUAGCCCAAAUAUUACGAGCGGAUCCAUUUUUGAAGUUAAGUUCCGGCUUGGACACCUUUUAUUAUCAGCUUUUUGUGGAAAAAGAUGAUCAAUUGAAGCUGCCAUCUGUACAGCAACUGUUCGAUCAGAGUUUUUUGACGUCGAACAUAAAAUUGAAAGAAGUUCCAUCUUGUUUGAUCAUCCAGAUGCCACGUUUUGGAAAGAAUUUUAAGAUGUAUCCUAGAAUACUACCUUCCCAGGUUCUAGAUGUUACCGAUAUCAUUGAAGAUUCACCACGUCAGUGUACUGUGUGUGGAAAAUUGGCUGAACACGAAUGCCGCGAAUGCUUUGGAAUGAUGCAAUGCGGUGUUGGAUUGGAAAGUACUGCAUUCUGUCGGGGAUGCCUUGAAACCGUUCAUAGUCAUGUGAAGCGACAAAAUCAUAAACCAAAUCCUCUGACAGUGCCUAAGGAUUUUAAAAUUAUGGCGGAUCAUUGUCCGGUCCCUCGUCUUUUCAUGGAACUAUUUGCCGUUGUGUGUAUCGAAACAUCACACUAUGUCGCAUUUGUUAAAGCUGCUUCCGGACAUGAUGCACCCUGGGUGUUUUUCGAUUCAAUGGCUGAUAGGAAAGGGGAACAAAAUGGCUAUAACAUUCCGGAAAUGAUUCCAGUUCCCGAUUUACCAAUUUGGCUUUCAGAGGAAGGUGCCCGUCAGCUCAACGAAGAAGCAAUCAAUGAUAAAAUGUUACCAGAACAUGCAAAACGUUUGCUUUGCGAUGCAUACAUGUGUAUGUACCAAAGCACUGACGUUAUGAUGUAUCGAUGAACAUCUCGACGUUUGUCAUUUACCUUAUCCAUGCAACAGUUUCCUUAUCCAUUUUGAAAUUAUUACCUCCUGGAAAUACAAAUCUAUAAACCCUAGUUGUACGAGUUUACAACACAAUGAUCGAUACACUAUCAUAAUUUUUUUGUAAUGAAACCCAAAUUCGAAACGUAUUUCUUUUUUGAAUAAACUUUCGUACUUGAAGUGUUGUUUUCGUAGAAUUGAAGGAGAGAAUACAAUAGAUAUAUAUUUACAUCAUGUUUGAGCUCUUCCAAAUACAAACAAAAAUUCAAUUUUCGAACGCAAUAGCAUAUGUGACAAAAGUUCAAAUAUAACGAAAACUAACAAUAGUUGAAAAAGAAAUAAAUUCUUCAACAUAUACCAAUAUCAAACCUAGCGAAAAAAAAACGAAGUUGUGUUCUUGCUUGUAGUUGACAUGCGAAUCAAAUCGCAGCUUUAUAUGUUCAUAACAGAAGGUAGAUGACUAGGCCGUGAUUCGUAUUGCGAAGAAUGACGAACUAAAACAAACUUGACCGUAGCUUUAAUUCAUACCAUUUCCUUGGGAACAAAUAAGAGAAAUUUAAUUGUGUUGAUUACUUGCAUCGAUUACAGAGGCUCCAAAGUAUUUAUGUCUUUACUAUUCGAACUAAACAUAUUGAAACCAAUUCACUGAUCCUUACAUUGUUUAAAAUUAUAUUAUAGUAUUAAAAAAAUCCUCGUCAUUUGUUUAAGUCAAAGGGCCUAAACGUUCGUGCAAAAUAUCAACCAACAGCAAUGAAGUUAUUUCUGAUCCAUCCUCAAGUCGAGUGAAAGUGAGAUCCAUAUAAUAAUAAUAAUAAUAAUUAUGAAUGGAAAGCCUCUUUCCAAUAACGACCAGAAAAAGGCAAAUAUAAUAUAAGCAAACAAUGCGAUAAGAAAUGUACCUCCUACUAUUAACCAAACUAAGGCUUUCGAACUGGUGUUGUUCAAUAAAGACAUACAUAUGAAGUUGUUAUAGCUUGCAGAGA